AUGACUGCGAAUAACUAUCAUUGUAAAACACGUUCUAAUAGUGGUCUAGUAUGUGAUACUCAAGGUUGUUCGUAUGAAUUACUCUCACCAACACAAGUUUUGACUGAAAAUGUUCAAAAUUUAGAGAAUAGUAUAAAGGAAAAGAAGAAGAAGAAAAAAUGUAAAGGUAAUCGAAAAUUGCAACAUUUCAAACGCAAAUGUCGUUCAAAUGGAAUGAACGAAGAACUAAUCACAAAAUUGAUCGAGAACCGAAACACUUAUCAUAAUUCAAUAAAAUCGACUGAUAAUACUAAGAUCAAUAAGGAUAUGAAAAACAAAAAGAAUCAAUCGAAAAAACGUAAACGAUUUCAACUAUUAAAUGAAGACAAACCUAAUGUUAUAAAAUCAUUGAGUCAGUUGUCAAUAUCUCAGCCAUUACGAAAGAAGACAAAAAAUGAAGAUAAACUAGCAUCAAACAGCAAUAAUAAUAAUAAUAAUAAUAAUAAUAAUAAAUCAUCGAAAUAUUUAAAAAUGCCGAAAAAGUUGCUUUAUCAUUCUUUACGUGUUCACUUAUACUAUCCACUAAAGAGGAAAAAAGAGAAAAUUUUUAUUCUAACAAGACUUCAAUUGCUUGAUUGGCAAUUUUGUCUUAAUCUUGAUUUACAUUUAUAUCAAUCAUAUUACACCGAAGGAAGACAAUAUAAGACAUGGCCGGAAGAUAUUGUUAAAAUGGCAAAAACGAAUGAUUAUGAUUUAACAGAAACAUUUCUUAAUAAACUAGUUAAUCAAAUACAACACACGGUUGAUCAAUGUACGACUGAAUUGUUAUCACAGUCACUAUCUUGUCCGAAAACAUUACUCCUAUCACAUAUCGAAAGUCGACUAGUAGAAUUUGUUCGUCUACAUCAUAUAGAUUUAACACGAAAAAUAAAUUAUCAAGUGAAUAAAUUCAAAGACUUGAUACGGGAAACCCAACUGUUUGAAACGUUAUCGUCCUAUUCAUUAACGAAUGAACAAAAACAGGUCGUCGAUUGUCUAAUCAAUAUCCGUCAAACUCAAUUGGAAACAUUUGAAGAGAUGACGAUGUUAGAAGCACGUAUAGUAUGUAAAAGUUUACCACAAUCAAUUGACGAUCUCGAUAAACUUAUUUUAAUUGAUGAGACUCUAUUGAAUUAUAUGUCCACCAACAACAAUAUUAGUUUCAAAGAUGAAACACAUCAGCAGUAUCGUAAAAAGAUACGAGAAUAUAAACGUCAAUCUCUUAUGAAGAAUUUCGAGGAAUAUGAGACAAUCAUUGAAGAGAAUGAAUAUUUAUAUCAAGAAGAAUUAUUAAAAUUCGAAUAUGAACUAUCUAAGGAUAUUGAACCAGUUAACAACUUAAUGAACUCUCUGUAUUAUUAUCUUAAUCAUCGAACUGAUCGGCUCAUACGUGACAUUCGUUAUAAAGAAGCAAUAUUUCGUAUAAAAUUAAAUCAUCCCCAUUCUCAUGGUUCAUCAUCAUCAUCAUCAUCAUCGUUAAAGAUUAACAGUGUUAGUGUCUAUCCAGAAGCGAUUAUUGAAACAUCAGAAAAUCUUUUUACAGAUGAAGAAAUAAAAUUUCUUUCCUAUGCAGGCAAUAUAUGA
Molecule: messenger RNA, 1602 nt
Organism: Rotaria socialis
Lineage: Eukaryota; Metazoa; Rotifera; Eurotatoria; Philodinida; Philodinidae
Source: the annotation of a GenBank genome assembly